GAAAAGGCCGAUUGACGUUACCUUCUAAGUAAUUAGUCCACCAAGUUAUAGCACGUUGUUAAAUCGAUAGGAGACGAAGAGAUUACCUAGUUGAAGGGAAUACAGCAUACAAAUACGGGAGGGUGACGCCGAUGUUCAUGCGAUUCCCAACAAGGAAGGCGGGCUGUCUCAGGCCCCUGAAAGAAACCCCUGCAGAGGUCAGCAUUAACCCCCAGCUCGCUGUCGCUCAUCUACCCCAAUUACGUUGACCUCAACCAGGUCAUGGAGCAUAGAGAAGCCGGGCGUAGCAUCAUGGACGGGAGAUUAGCUUGAAGAAGUGUAUAUCUAUAUAAAGGAGAUGGAAGACCCUUUUGAUGUUGUGCUUAGUAGAUUGGGUCAGUCCACAAGCAUAGCGGCCAUCUCGACUCUUGACCUAGGUUGAAAAAGUUACCUAUCUUCAAGAUGUCUGUCCGAAAGAGUCUCGCCGCCACAGGAAUGGCCUUAUUGUUGGCCACUUCCACUCCGGUUGUGAAUGGUAGCCCUAUCGCGCAUCUUCUCAAGCUUUUCACUCGGGACCCACCAACGGCAUUACCUGAGAAAGCCACUGCCAAUGAUAAGAAGUGGCAACCGGCGAUGGACUUCGACACCGAUGGGUGCUACAACACGCCGGCUAUCGGCGCGGACGGCACCAUAAACCCAGGCCUUGACCAUGAGAACACUGGUCUUGCCGAGGACUGCCACGACCUCUCAGAUCUCCAGAAUAACAACGUAUACUCGCGCGCGCGGUGUAAUAACGGGUGGUGCGCGUACCUAUACGACUACUACUUUGAGAAGGAUGUUGCGAUUCCCAACAUCCCUCUGGACCCAGGCCACCGCAACGAUUGGGAACAUAUCGUUGUGUUCGUACAAAAUGAUGAGGCUAAGGUUGUUGCUGCGUCGCAACAUGGCGGGUACGAAGUUAAGAAUGCUAGCGAUGUCCGGUGGGACGGCACACACCCUAAGAUGGUCUACAACAAGGACGGUCUUGGUACACAUGAUUUCCGGUUUGCGAAUGCGGAUGACGAUAACAUCGAGAACGAUACUGGAGCGUGGUUCUAUGGCGCGUUGAUCUCUUACAAUGGCUUCCCGAGCACUGACCUCCGAGAUAAACUUGUCGCGUAUGACUUCGGCAGCGCCAGUAUUGCUUUCAAGGACGCAAGUUUCCAAGGCAAUUUAGAUAAGGCUCGUAGUGACUUAGUAUCAGGUUUCGAUACUGGCGUCGAUGACGGGUCACCUGGAACCCCAUGAGCAGGCGGCGGUAUCAAGAUGAGGUCAUGAAUAAAUGU
Molecule: messenger RNA, 1304 nt
Organism: Hypoxylon trugodes
Lineage: Eukaryota; Fungi; Ascomycota; Sordariomycetes; Xylariales; Hypoxylaceae
Product: NPP1-domain-containing protein
Exons: 2
Coding region: 442-1266 (274 amino acids)
Source: RefSeq, a predicted model, not a curated record